Molecule: messenger RNA, 1364 nt
Organism: Capsicum annuum
Lineage: Eukaryota; Viridiplantae; Streptophyta; Magnoliopsida; Solanales; Solanaceae
Exons: 2
Coding region: 315-1037 (240 amino acids)
Cellular component (GO): mitochondrial ribosome; mitochondrial large ribosomal subunit
Source: RefSeq, a predicted model, not a curated record
UAGAAUUUCACAAAAAGAUUGAAUCACAAAAUUUUAUUAUACACAAUUAUAUUUUGCUUUACUUCAAGACACUGUUUUCACUAGUUGAACUCACUGCCUCUUGUCACAUUACUAUCAACUUUGCAAAUUACAAGUUACUCCUCUUCCUCACAAGGGAGAGAGAAGAAUUCUGUGAUAAUUCGAAGAAGCCCUUGCAGUUUCUUAAUUUCCAUACUUGCCCCGGUCCAAUAAGGGUUUUUGAAGGGGUUUCCAAUUUACAUCGUCAUUUUCAUCAGUGUGCAGAGCCAGAUUCAUUACUCAGUGGAAAUCUCAAGAUGAUGCGAUUAACUGAAAUCGCAAAAUCCAAACCGUUAAUCGAAACCCUAAGCCAUCAAUUCACACAAAAGUGCUUCGUCAGUCGAACAGCAAAGGGUAAAGGCAAACUCAAAGCAGGACAGCCACUGAAAAGAUCAAAAGUUUCAACGAAGAAAGGCCAAGAAGUUGCCCAAAAAGAACCACCAAGAAGGAAAAGCGAAUUCGAAGAAAUGGUUGAAGAAUGUCUAUCGGCUACUGCUCCAUUAAGAUCAUUGAAACCCAAAGAAAAAGCACGUGAAGCCGAAAGAGAGAAAAUGGGAUUAAUUAGCAAAGCUAGAGAAGAAGAGCUUCAAAAAAUGAAGAAAAUGAACAAGGAAUUUGCGAAUCCAUGGCCAAUUGGGCCACCGGGUUUGGACUUGAUUUCGUUAGGGCUUGUUGAUGUGGAGAAGCUUCCGAAGUACGAGUUGACAGUUGAAGAUGGAAGGAGGCUUGCGAAAGCGUAUAGUAGGGUUUUAAUGAGGAAGCAUAGGCAAAGACAGGCGGCUGAGACGACGUUGUUGAGGUUGAAGAAAGAGGCGAUUGAGGCAUUGCCGGAGAAUUUGAAAACUGCUGCAUUGGUUCCUGAUUAUACGCCGUUUCCUGUGAAUCGAUUUAUGGCUACUUUGACGCCGCCUAUUGAAGGUUAUCUUGACAAGGUUAUGGAGGCAGCUAAGAAGAGUUCUGCUAAGGAGAAGCUUAGAUGAUUGGAGGUUGGAAGCGUUUUUUUUUUUGGAUAUUGCAAGGUUUGGUGGCGAUCUUGUGGUAUUAGGAAUCUAUUAUUUAGCAGCAAGAGGGCACUGGAAAACAAGAAGUUGAAUAAGCUUUGUAUAAACACAGAGACAAAAAAGCCUUGCUAUAAUUCAAUUUGUUUUGGUUAAACUGCAGGGUUUUUUUUUGCCGUCGUGGUAUGCUAUUUGUCUUGCUACGCCACAACAUACUUGGUGUCCCUUGCACUAGGUUUAUAUGAGUUCGUAUCUCUUGAUCAGUUUGCUUCACUUCUGGAAAACAAGAAUCAGUUUUUUCCCUUUCAA